Emiliania huxleyi CCMP1516 is the source of this 1185-nucleotide messenger RNA. RefSeq lists its product as hypothetical. The transcript is spliced from 4 exons. The record is from RefSeq and is a predicted model, not a curated record. The coding region runs from base 1 to 1185 and encodes 394 amino acids. Gene Ontology annotation, molecular function: aldose reductase (NADPH) activity. NCBI's taxonomy places the organism in Eukaryota, Haptophyta, Isochrysidales, Noelaerhabdaceae. Gene Ontology annotation, cellular component: cytosol.
AUGAAGCGUACACUGCCCGGGGCGGCGGCGGCCGUGCCUGCCCUCCCGCUGGGUCCAAGCGCCGGCCAAAUGCCUCAGAUUGGCUUUGGCACGUGGGGUUUGCAGCCGCAGGAGGUCUCGACGGCAAUCCGUGCCGCCGUUGCCGCCGGCUAUCGCAGCUUUGACUGCGCACCCGUCUACCAAAACGAGCGGCAGGUGGGAGAGACCUUGUCCGCUCUGAUAGCCGAGGGCGUCGUGACUCGCUCGGAGCUCUUCAUCACAUCCAAGGUGCCGCCUGCUGAUGCCUGCAGUCAGCACCGAACGGAGAGGGCCCUGCGGCAGUCGCUCCACGACCUGCGGACAGGGUACGUCGACCUGUACCUCAUCCACUGGCCCUUUUGCGUGCGGAGCCCAGAGCCCGGCCGGCCACGCCCGUGGCCUCUUCCACUGGAGGACCAGCUUGGCUACUCGGCGGAGCAGCUUCGGGAGGAGUGGAGGACCAUCGAGGCCUUGGUCGCCACGCGCGCCGUGCGCCACGCCGGGCUGGCCAACAUCGGCGAGCGACGUCUGGCGAAAUUCCUCGCGUCGCCCGACCUCGCCGUCCGACCGGCGGUGGUGGAGCUGCACCCGUACAACCAGAUGAGGGCCCUCCGCGCGCUCUGCGCGUCGCACGGCAUCGCGGUGACCGCGUACUCGUCGCUCGGCUCGCCCGCGCGGCCAGCAAAGUACCAGGUGCAGGCAGACGCACACCCGCUCCUCCUCGCCGACCCAGCGAUCACGCAGGUCGCAACCGCCCACGGCGCGUCUGCCGCCGCGGUCGCGCUGGGUUGGGCGAUGAGACGCGGCGUGGCGCUUAUCCCGAAGAGCGCGCACCGGGAGCGGAUCGCCUCAAACCUCGCCGGGACCCUCGCCCUCGCGCCGUCUCUCUCGCCGGGCGACCUCGCCGCCAUCGACGCGCUCGAGCGAGGCCACCAUUACCUCGCGGCGGGCUGGCGGGGCUACGCGUGGAAGCGAGGCCAGUCCCUUCAGGAGCUCCUCGACGACGCGCCGCCGCCGCUGCCGCCGGUUGGGCUCGGCGCGGCCUUGCUGCUCCUGGCCUGCUGCUGCGCACUGGUCGUCUGCAAGGCGAGGCGGCACGCGGUGUCGCGGGACGCGGCGCACGAGGUCGUGCGCCGGCUGUCUUUCGGGGGCAUGCCGCCGAUAUAA